Messenger RNA from Oncorhynchus masou masou (cherry salmon), 4144 nucleotides. RefSeq names its product sialoadhesin-like. The record is from RefSeq and is a predicted model, not a curated record. NCBI's taxonomy places the organism in Eukaryota, Metazoa, Chordata, Actinopteri, Salmoniformes, Salmonidae. The coding region runs from base 1219 to 3006 and encodes 595 amino acids. The transcript is spliced from 13 exons.
CUGUGUUUAGGAGUAGUAUUAACAUGAGACACAGUGAUGGUGGGUUGUGUUUAGGAGUAGUAUUAACAUGACACACAGUGAUGGUGGGUUGUGUUUAGGAGUAGUAUUAACAUGAGACACAGUGAUGGUGGGUUGUGUUUAGGAGUAGUAUUAACAUGACACACAGUGAUGGUGGGUUGUGUUUAGGAGUAGUAUUAACAUGAGACACAGUGAUGGUGGGUUGUGUUUAGGAGUAGUAUUAACAUGAGACACAGUGAUGGUGGGUUGUGUUUAGGAGUAGUAUUAACAUGACACACAGUGAUGGUGGGUUGUGUUUAGGAGUAGUAUUAACAUGAGACACAGUGAUGGUGGGUUGUGUUUAGGAGUAGUAUAAACCUAAGACACAGUGAUGGUGGGUUGUGAUUAGGAGUAGUAUAAACAUGAGACAGUGAUGGUGGGUUGUGUUUAGGAGUAGUAUUAACAUGAGACACAGUGAUGGUGGGUUGUGUUUAGGAGUAGUAUAAACCUAAGACACAGUGAUGGUGGGUUGUGAUUAGGAGUAGUAUAAACAUGAGACAGUGAUGGUGGGUUGUGUUUAGGAGUAGUAUUAACAUGAGACACAGUGAUGGUGGGUUGUGUUUAGGAGUAGUAUUAACAUGAGACACAGUGAUGGUGGUUGUGUUUAGGAGUAGUAUUAACAUGAGACACAGUGAUGGUGGGUUGUGUUUAGGAGUAGUAUUAACAUGAGACACAGUGAUGGUGGGUUGUGUUUAGGAGUAGUAUUAACAUGAGACAGUGAUGGUGGGUUGUGGUUUUGUUGGUUUAGAUGCACACACUCAUUAUCACUUCCCUGUUCUCCUUUCCUGUCUGUCCUCUGACAGACCUCCCGAGUCAUAUCAGAAAUCUGUAUAUACACAUUAGACUUUACAGAACAUGUUCCUCUGUAGCUCAGUUGGUACAACAUGGCACCUGCAACGUUAUGGGUUUGGUUCCCAGGACCACCCAUAGGUGCUCUAGUCUAGAUCACUGAACCUUCAGUACCACUUUGAUGCAGCUGAUGAGGAGUGAUGGUCAUGGGUGUGUAAAUGGAAUGGGUUCUAAUUGAAUAACAUCAUGGAACUUUGACCUGUAUAUACAGAACUCAGAAGGGCAAGGUUUUCACUCACUACCAGACAGUUGACUCACUGUACAAGACCUCUCCUCUUCACUUUAGUCUACUGCAGGGUGGGAGAUGCAACAAUGGCCUUGAGAACAGCAGGAAGUGUGUUGGUGGUCUUUCUCUGGUCUGUGACAGUGGUACUGGGUCAGGAUGGCUGGAGUGUUACAUACACCACUCAGAGUAUCUGUGUCUUGAAGGGGUCAACAGUGAAGCUGUUCUGUUCUUAUACACAUCCCAGAGGUAAAGUCACAACAACCUUCUGGUUCACUAAAUGGGGGACUGGUGUACAACCUAAAGAUCUAGGUCAGGACCCAGAGUAUGCAGGUCGUCUGGAGUAUCAUGGAGAUAAGAAGAAAGACUGUACCCUGAGAAUCACAGACCUGAGAGAGAGAGACUCAGCUGAGUACAAGUUCAGACUAUUAACAGAUCAGGAUGGAGGGACAUUUACUGGAAGUCCUGGAGUCACUCUGUCUGUCACAGGUCUUCAGGUGAAGGUGACUGGUGGACAUCAGGAUAAGACACUGACCUGUAUCACCACCUGUACUCUGACUGACAACCCCACCUACAUCUGGUACAAGAACGGACUCAAAGUGAAGGAGGACACUUCCAGCCUGGACUCAGACUCCUUUAGUGAUGCAGACAGUUACUCCUGUGCUGUAAAAGGCCAUGAGGAUCUCCUCUCUCCUGCAGUGUGUCAGAAGUGUUGGAGUGUGACUUACACCCAUCAGAGUAUCUGUGCUUUGAAGGGGUCAACAGUGGACAUUUCCUGCUCUUACACAUAUCCCAGUUAUCAUGAGAUCAAACAAGCUUUCUGGUUUACUAAAUGGUCUGGUAUGGAGGCUGAAGAUCUGAGCUCAGUGCCAGGGUAUGAGGGUCAUAUAGAGUACCUUGGGGAUAAGGAGAGUGACUGUACCCUGAGAAUCACAGACCUGAGAUUGAGUGACUCUGCUGGGUUCAGGUUCAGAUUCAUGACAUCUGGAGGAAAGUUUUCUGGCUCACCUGUCUCUCUGACUGUCACAGAUGUUGUGUUGGAGAUGGAUCCUACAUCUGUGUCAGAGGGGGAGAGAGUCACACUGAGAUGUAGAACCAAAUGUACACUGGACCCCAUCACAGCCUACAGUUGGUAUAAGAAUGGACAGUCUCUACCAAACAGCAACACCUCCUCUCCUGUCUAUAUCCUGUUCUCAGUCAGCAGUGAGGAUACAGGCAGAUACUCCUGUUCUGUAGAAGGACAUGAGGAUCUCCCCUCUGAUGAAGAGACUCUCACUGUCACAUAUGGACCAAAGAACAUCUCAGUGUCAGUCAGUCCCUCUGGUGAAAUAGUGGAGGGCAGUUCAGUGACUCUGACCUGCAGCAGUGAUGCCAACCCACCUGUGGACAAAUACACCUGGUACAAGAAGAACAUAACCUCACCAAAAGCAUCAGGACAGAGUUACAGCAUCACUAACAUCAUCUCUGAGGACAGAGGAGAAUAUUACUGUGAGGCCCAGAAUGGAAGAGGAUCUAAUAACUCUACAGCUCUGAUGAUCAUUGUAGCAGGGAAACAGACCUCAGUUGUGACUGCAGCUGUAGGGAUCAUAGUGGUUGUUCUGGUUCUCAUCCUCUGUCUCUCUGGACUCAUGUUGUUCAGGAGAUACACAGGAGGAAGUGAUGCGACAACAGACACACAGAGUGUCCAUCCUGACUGUAACAGUGACACGUACACAGGUCUGAACAUGAGGACCAUGUCCCCUGACUAUGACACGCUGGCAAGUGUCCAUCCUGACCCUAACAGUGAUGCCAACAGUGACAUGUACACACCUCUGAACAUGAAGACCAGGUCACCAGAGUAUGACACCCUGGCAAAUGUGAGGGGACCCUCCCACUGAAGAUAACCACCACAGAUCCUGGACUGAAGAGAAUCACCACAGAUCCUGGACUGAAGAGAAUCACCACAGAAGCUGGACUGAAGAGAAUCACCACAGAUCCUGGACUGAAGAGAAUCACCACAGAAGCUGGACUGAAGAGAAUCACCACAGAAGCUGGACUGAAGAGAAUCACCAUAGAUCCUGGACUGAAGAGAAUCACCAUAGAUCCUGGACUGAAGAGAACCACCACAGAUCCUGGACUGAAGAGAACCACCACAGAAGCUGGACUGAAGAGAAUCACCAUAGAUCCUGGACUGAAGAGAAUCACCAUAGAUCCUGGACUGAAGAGAAUCACCACUUAAUCUGGACUGAAGAGAACCACCACAGAUCCUGGACUGAAGAGAAUCACCACAGAAGCUGGACUGACGAGCUACGGUUCCAAUCCAAAGCCAGGCCUCACACAUCUAUUCUCUUGCAACCUUAUCUAGAUGGUUUUCCAGACCAUGAACUUUAGCUUUUGAGUAAAUGCUGGAAUAGAUGUUUUAUUUUCUUAUGAUGAUAAUUAUGUAUAUUGAUGAUAAAUGGGAUGGGUUAUGCUUCUGCUUUUUUUCAAUGGGAUUUUUUCCAUGUCCAUAUUUCUUCUUGUGUACCAAUCUGUUUCCUAUCUAUAGUUUAAGAUUAUAUUUCUGAUAUUGUUCUAUGGAAUUUUGCAAAUUAGGGAUUUAUAACAUCAAUAGUCCUACUUUCCUCUGCAACUAAUAUGGAUAAUAUUGACAACAGCUUUUUAAUAUUUUUUGCUUUUGGGUCAAGUUUCUCCUGAUGUGUUUCAUGAUGAUUUACUUUGUAUUGCUGUCAGACAUUAUUCCACAUUUGUUAUUUUAUAUUUUAUAAUACUAUAUAUUUUUUAUUUUUUAAUAUAAUCAGUUAAUUACAUACAUUUCAACAUUUGCUGUUUUUUAUAUUAAUUACAAUUGUAUAUUAUAUAAUUGUAUAUUACAUAAUGCUAUAUUGUUCAGUGUCAUGAUAUCACUUGUUUUAUCAUCACAUUUUUCAUUAUUACGUAUUUUAUAUACAGGUUUACCUUUGCAGUUUUUACAGUGUGGUUUAGUGACAAUACAGUACAAGCAUCAUGUUGUAAAUAAGAUCAAAGUUUAAGACA